Vitis vinifera (wine grape) is the source of this 1885-nucleotide messenger RNA. RefSeq names its product tryptophan aminotransferase-related protein 3. Gene Ontology annotation, biological process: amino acid metabolic process. Gene Ontology annotation, molecular function: transaminase activity; carbon-sulfur lyase activity. Lineage: Eukaryota; Viridiplantae; Streptophyta; Magnoliopsida; Vitales; Vitaceae. Bases 361 to 1740 code for a protein of 459 amino acids. The record is from RefSeq and is a predicted model, not a curated record. The transcript is spliced from 5 exons.
CCCUCAAUUUUAUACUUUAUAUUUGAGUCUCUCUCUCUCUCUCUCUCUCUCUCUUUGCCUCGAUUCUCACUUUCCCCUUUUGUUUCCUCCAUUUUUGCCUUCUGACUGUUGCAAAAUGAUCUGCAUUCCCCUCCUGUGUAAAUAAUUGAAUGAUCUUUUGUAGCUGGAAAACAUAUAUAUAAUAAGCAUAUGUAUCUUAUUUCCUUCUUCAUCUCUCCCAAAGUUUCCUUUCUCUCACUCCAUCCAAUCUUUUUGUCCAGAAUUCCUUAAUUGUUCCAAUAUUACCCACCUCCAACAUUCAUUAACCAUUUCGUCUUCUCUCCCUUAAAAAACCAAGGUCUACCCUCCAUUAAAAAAAUCAUGGCUAAGAUCCAAAUCUCCUUGUGUGUUGUGUGUUUAGUGUGUUCUUUAAUCCUCAAUUUGUUGCUUGUGAGUAACCAUAUGCAUGUGGGUGGGAAGUGGGAGCUGAGUUGGAGCAGAAAAGCAGCAGAAGAAGGAGAAGCAGCAGCAGCAGUGGCAUGCUCCGGCCAUGGAAGAGCAUACUUGGAUGGCUUGGUUGUCGAUGGAAGCCCUGUUUGUGAGUGCAACUCCUGCUUUGAAGGUCCUGAUUGCUCUCAAUUCUCACCUGAUUGUAUUGCAAAUGUUGACGGAGGGGAUCCCCUAUUCUUAGAGCCCUUCUGGAUGCAGAAUGCAGCUCGCAGUGCAAUGCUGGUAGCAGGGUGGCAUCGAAUGAGCUAUGCAUUCAACAACCAGUCUUUAAUGUCACAAGUCCUCGAAAACCAGAUCCGAAAACUACACACUGCUGUUGGAAAUGCAGUCACACAAGGAAGGUUCAUCGUCUUUGGUACUGGCUCAACCCAACUCCUCAAUGCUGCAGUGUAUGCCCUUUCACCAGACAAUUCAUCAGCCCCAGCUAAAGUUGUUGCAUCCUUCCCUUUUUACCCGGUUUACCAACUACAAACAGACUUCUUUAGAUCAAAGGAUUUUCAGUUUCAAGGGGACGCAUACUUGUGGGAGAACAACUCAGAUAGUACCUCAAAUCUCAUCGAAUUUGUGACUGCCCCCAAUAAUCCUGAUGGACAGCUGAAUAAAGCAGUUCUUCACGGCCCAUAUGUGAAGGCCAUUCAUGAUCAUGCCUAUUAUUGGCCUCACUUUACAGGAAUUCCAGCUCCCGCAGAUGAAGACGUCAUGGUAUUUACUCUUUCUAAGCUUACUGGUCAUGCAGGCACUAGAUUCGGAUGGGCACUGAUAAAGGAUGAAGCUGUGUACCAAAGAAUGUCAACUUAUGUAAAACUGAAUUGCUUAGGUAUUUCCCGGGAUGCUCAGUUAAGAGCCUAUAAACUUCUGAAAGUAGUCAUGGAAGGGAGUGGAAGGGAAAUAUUUGAGUUUGGUCACGCAACAAUGAAGAACCGCUGGGAAAAACUGAGCAGUGCCUUAUCAGUGUCCAAACGCUUCUCUCUCCAGGACAUUGCGCCACAAUACUGUACCUUCUUCCAAACAGUCAGAGCUGCUUCUCCAGCUUAUGCAUGGUUGAGGUGUGAGCGAGAGGAGGAUAAAGACUGUUACAGAGCCCUCAAAAAGGCUGGCAUCAUUGGACGUGAGGGUACUUUGUUUGGUACUGCGAGUAGCUAUGUUCGGCUCAGCCUCAUCAAGACCCAAGAUGACUUUGAUAUGCUGCUGCACCAAAUAAAAAAGCUAGUGGCUGAGGAAGAUGACAUGCAUGCCAGAAGUACUAUGUGAAGAGUGGAAUCAACAAUCAGUUGAUCAUAAGCUCAUAUGUGAAUGCAGAAUUUAUCUUCUUAAAUUGUAGAGCAACUACAUUUCUAGAUUUUAUGCCUCUCAAAUCACUCACACAUUAAUAAAUCAAUUACAUAAAAAUUGAACA